Molecule: messenger RNA, 873 nt
Organism: Colletotrichum chrysophilum
Lineage: Eukaryota; Fungi; Ascomycota; Sordariomycetes; Glomerellales; Glomerellaceae
Exons: 4
Coding region: 1-873 (290 amino acids)
Cellular component (GO): membrane
Source: RefSeq, a predicted model, not a curated record
AUGGUCAACCCGGGGAUUGUGUACCUUUUGAUCUGCGUCGCCCUUCUUGUGACGGCCAUCGUCACUCACGUCUCGAGCUCGAGACUCUCCCUCCCGACCGCGCCGUUUUUGAGCUUUCUCCCCAUCAUCCUGCCUAUCAUUGGCGCUGUCAAUGCCUUCUACCGUCCUCGCCUUCUCUUCAACGCCAGCCAGUCGCUCGCACGCACCGAGCAGCUGCUUCCAACGAUCCUGCAGAGCUUGCAGGGAGUCUUGACCACCGCCAUCGUCGUCCUCUUCCUUCAGACUUCUCUUCCUGGUGCCGACUUGAACUGCGGACUGUCGACCACCUGGCAGCAUAUGUUUGCUGGCAAGGACGAAUCUGCCAUUCGACGCAUCCAGGACAGCUUGGACUGCUGUGGUCUGAACAGCGUCAAGGACCGUGCCUGGCCAUUCCGGGCAGACGUGCAAUGCGCCCAGAGAUACGGGCGUGACACCCCGUGCAUGGGACCAUGGCGCGAGGCAACGAUUAGGAACUCGAGCAUCGACCUGGGCGUCGUGUUAGUUGUCGGUGUCUUGCAGAUUCUCACCAUGCUCUACACACAAAGCGCCAGCAACUGGAGGCACGCGUGGUGGGCACAGGGCUGGCGACACCUCUCGGACCGCCCCAUCGAGGAGCGUGAGCGCACCCGACCCCUCCUCACAUCAGCCGCUGCCGCCGCCGCCGCCGAGGCUCCGAAUGACAGUGGCGACGAGUCCGACGUGCCCGUGACAUACCGCGAUCUGAGCCCCCAGUACGGCACCACUGGCGAACCCCGUGGCCGAACCCGCACCGCCGCCGGCCGCAUCGAGCCCUCGUCGCUGAGAAACGUGACGAACGUUUGGGAGGGCGACUAA